Lachancea fermentati is the source of this 4899-nucleotide messenger RNA. Lineage: Eukaryota; Fungi; Ascomycota; Saccharomycetes; Saccharomycetales; Saccharomycetaceae. The record is from the annotation of a GenBank genome assembly.
AUGGCAGUGAAUGAAGAUGUCUUGAAUGAAGUUAGCACAAAUACGCCCAUAAAAAAGCCAGGCGCACAUGUGAAUUGCUUUGAUUCUAUGAUUGUGAAGGAGGGAUGCGGUGAUGGCAUUCGUACGGCAGAGAAUAUAAAAAUAACGAAUCACAAACUAUCAAGGCACCAGAAAUCAAGCGCUAGCUGUUCAGAUAACAUAAAAGAUCUUCAACUUAUUGUGGUGGAGUUUCUAAAGAAUCCCAUUGUCGACAAGAUGAAUGAAGUACAGGACGUGUUCCUCAGACUAUACCAGGUGUUCAAAAAAAACCACCAAAUACAGAAUAUAAAAGAUCUAACAAAGCGGCAUCUCCUGGCUAUUAUCAAGGCUCUCGAAUUAGGAUAUUUGAAGUUUGCAGAACAAGCAAUAAUCGAUCUAUAUAAUAACACAAAUGCCACCAAACUCAAGGCCUUUAACGAGGUAUUACUAACCGAUUAUUCUAUGAGUAACAGUUACUAUCUUUCUACAAUUAAAAUAAUUGCGUUACAGAUCAUCAUUAAAUCUCAAACCACACACCUUUAUGAUGAAAUUUUAGUGGAAAUGUUCGCGAUGGACCACCGCUACCUUCUCAAAGAUAAGAGAGCAAAAAUAAAACCUUUGGUCAAACUACUGCUGAAUUUUUUUACACUUCUUCCAAACUACAAAGUUCUUUUAGGAAUGAAAUUUCUUCAGUACAUUCCGCAAUUUAAUCUCAAAUUUAACGAUUUUAUUAGGAACACUGACCCACACAGAUUUCAAUCACAAUUAGUUUACUGGGCGAAAACUACUAGAAUGCAUAUCAUAGAGUACAUCAAUCCUUAUUACGCCCAAUACCGUCUUUAUUAUACCUCCUCUGGAACAAUAACACCAGAGAAAAUUAUGGGAGAAGCUUUCCCUAGGCGAAUAGAACAAUUGCAUGAAGUAUAUUCAGAGGGAACUCUUGAACAGCUGAAUUUUGUCUUGAAAGAGCUGCAUACGAUAUCAUACGAGGAGGAUAACCAAUUCGUUGGCUUACUGAAUAGCAAGAAGAUCAAAUCAGUAUCUGACGCCCAUAAGAAAUAUGUCUCACUUAUUUUGCAUUAUGCAACUUAUUUGGAGCGGGAAGUCAUUCUUCCUUCGGAUACAUCCUUGAAAGCAUUUGACAGAAUUACGAUAUUCAUUAACACAAGUUUGGAUUCCAUCUCGGUGAGUGAUACUGAUCUUCUUUUGAAGCGCUUAGCAAAUUUUUGCUUGAAUAAUGCAGACUUCAAAAGAUUACAGAAUAUUACUAACCUUGCAUUCAACUCAUUUGUUACCCAUCGUGAUGAUUCCUUUCUUUUAUUCGCCGCAAAUCUGGAGCAUGUACGACUAUCAUGUACCAAAGAAACCAAUUUAGAUUUUGCUAAAGUUCGAAGAUUCAUUACAGACUCUACUGAUAGCAUCGCAUUAUCUAUAUUUGAGAUCUUUUUCAACAUAUAUUUCACUUUUGACGUUACAUCUUUUUCGGAGCUGACAACAUUAAUUCAGGAAAAGCUGGGCCCGUGCUUCAAAAAUCUAAAUGCUAAAAAUUAUAUGUGUUUCAAGGAAUGCUCUGACCUCAUGAUCUGUUUAUUAUAUGGGACGACAAGCAUAUGCGAUGUUCCCAUUCAGGAAUGGAGCCCACUUACGAGGAUGCUGUUCACAUUUUUAGGCAAUCGCCCACUGAUUGAUUCAGCGUGCAAUGUAGCGAUAGAGUCCUCUGAUCCUCUUUUCGAAUAUGAGGCUUUGAUCAGAACGGCUUUCUAUCUCAGCAUUGAAAUGAAAAACCAUAGCUGUAAGAAUCUGGCAAAAAUUACAGAUAUUCUAAUAUUUAAAUGGAUUAAAAAUAUACCGAAAAAGGAGGAAAAGAUUUCAAGAAUUGAGGGUAAGAUUGUGAGGUCUUUAUUUCAGUACUUAAAAUUCAACAAGUUCUACAAAAAGAUGAUACAACUAGCAAAAAGUAUACAGAGUUGCCCCACACCAUAUUUCAAGUCGUUAUGCCUUCUUAUUAGGUGCCGAGAGCUGGAUGCAUACGCUGGAUUGAAAAUGAUCACUUCAUUCACAGCAAUUUAUCCCGAUGUUCUUAAUGAAUUCGAAGCAUUGAUCGAAACAGGUUCAUCUUGGAGGCUUGACGAGCUUUUCGAAUACUUGUCCAUCAAAUUAUUGACUAUUGAAUGGGAAGAAGAUCAUUUGACGUUUAAUGACCUUUUCAUCUCGAAACUUCCGAAAAUAAAGCCUGAAAUUUUUGAUAUUAAGAACAAUUCAAAUAAACCCGUGUUUCUUUACCUAAGAACCCUGGCUUUUAACAUACAAUUAUUGAAAACUUCGUCCACUCUUCAGCUUUACAAAAAUAACAUGAAAGAGGCAUUAAUAGAAGCGAAGAAGUCAUUAAAGCUUUGCCAGUCUGUUUUUAAAAGACAAGGAACAUUCAGCAACGAAAUACGUUUAGAACUGUCAUCUUUUCUUAAUGACCUGUUCUUAAAAGUAAUAGGGAUUUACAUGCGCGUAGGGGUGUCAAAGGAUUGUGAAUUUUACAUGAGUGAGUAUCUUCGUGUUUUGAGUACGAUAAAGGACCCUGUUAUAAUGUUUGACAGUUUUGUUUUUGCAUCAUACUACUAUAAGUACACUGCGCAACUAGAACUUUCCAGAGUCGCACUUUUGAAGGCUAAUAACAUCUUCGACCGCUUGGACGGAAGCGAGAAUAUUGACGCACUCACGAAAUUUCUAUUCGCAAAUAAUGAAUUCGAGAGCUUGGAGAACUCGCUUAAGCUCUUCUUCAGUGGUGAGUACGAGAGCGCAUUAUUUUCAGAGUACUGGAAGUUAAAGUUAGGUCAAGUAAUAUCAAACACACAUAACAUUUCCACCUUCGAAAGUAUGAAUGGUGUUAACAAAGGUCAGGUUUUAUUUUCGAAGGUUGUGGAGCAGAUGGAGAUUGAUCCUUUUUUCAGGAAUCUUAAAGAGUCUGUAACCGCUAUUCCGUCAUGCAUGUAUCCAAACACAUUGCCAGAAUCUCAAGAACCAAAUUCUGUCAUUGUCACCCCCGCUAAGAAACGUAUUCAUGCAUUCAACCACGUAAACUCACCUAGGCCGUCAUCACUUACACCUAGAAGUAAGCAUUUGAAGCAACGGUUUGAUAAAGCUAAUGCUAAUAACAAUCUCACUUUGAUAAAAAAAUUAGUUGAAGGAUUUCAAUUGGAUAGCAUGGAAAAUUACGAAAUCAUGAAGGCUUCUAAUCUUUACUCCCUAGCGGUUUCGAUGCUGUCUAGUAUGGACCUUAGAGGUAUAGAAGCAAGAACUCUACACGAAAUGCUUGCACUAAGCGAAAUUCCUAAAUGCAUACCUUUGCAUUAUGAUAAGCUCUUUAAUAAUCUUGGUGGCGAGAUUUAUGAUUCUUUUACACCGAAAAAAGUGGAGUUUCAGGGUACCAUUGUCAAUGAAUUUAAAAACUCAUUGGUCGAAAUGCAAUUAAGUUUACAAGAAUGGUCUAACGAGAGAUUCAACGUGAUAGCCAUCGAUAUUUGUGAUAUAACAGGUGACUUGUUAUUGUCAAAAAUGGAAUCAGCUACGAACAAGCACGUUAGUUUGAGGCUACCGCUGAACAGACAGAGUUCUCGAGACAUAGAUGAGGACUCACUUACAUUUAAGGACGCGCUUCAGGAGCUCAACAUGAUUAUAAAGGAAAGUAACCAUAGCACCUCUUCUGAGGUGACGACGUCUAUAAAAUCCAAGGACCAACGGAAGCAGUGGUGGAAAACUCGAUAUGACCUGGAUAAGCGUAUGAGUGAUCUCAUGCGGAAAAUAGAAGAAUCAUGGUUUAGCGGGUUUAAAAGUUUUUUCAAUCAUCAAAUAAUUCCAAGUGAUGUGAUGCAAAAAUUUAAAGGUAGGUUUCAAGAGGUACUUCAGCAAAAUUUGCCUACAAGGAAACAAUUUGGUAAUCCCUCAAUGUUUUUGCAAGUCGAUGACUUUAUCCUAGAGUUGUUUUUGAAGUUAAGCCCAAGUGAUCCUUGUUUUGUAGAGAUGAUGGAAGAUCUGAUUUUUUUUGUUUUUGACAUAUUAUUAUUUCAUGGAGAAGAAAAUGCUUAUGACGAAAUUGACACGAGUUUGAUUCAUGUUCAGAUUGAAGAAUUGAUAAAUGACUAUAGGAAUGAACACAGCUCUCCCCAAAUAGUAACACAUACAUUUUUGAUAGUUUCAAGUUGCGCUCACAUAAUUCCUUGGGAAAGUAUAGGUUUUAUGCGGGAAAUAUCCAUCACGCGUAUCCCAUGCCUUUCAUCAUUGAGGGAAAUGAUACAAAAUUCUCAGGGAGCUAUAGCGCCAGAUGUUAAACUGAACAGAAACCUGUCAAUGAUUCUUAAUCCUCAAGGCGAUCUUCUUCGGACUGAGGACAACUUCAGAGAUAAAUUUGAGACAUGGGCAGAAUGCAUUCCGGGUUCAAAUUUGAUUGUCGGUAAGAAGCCGACUGAGAAUACUUUCAUGGAAAUGCUAAGAGACUCUUCUGCUUUUAUUUACAUCGGCCACGGAGGUGGAGAGCAGUACGCAAGAAUGAAGGAAAUUAAAAAGUGUAGAAGUAUUGCUCCUAGUUUUCUACUUGGAUGUUCCUCUGCAUACAUGAGAAAUUAUGGUCACCUUGAACCAUCAGGCGUUGUGUAUGCUUAUUUGAUGGGAGGCUGUCAAAUGGUAGUCGGAAAUCUGUGGGACGUAACUGACAAAGAUAUUGAUAAAUUCAGUUCCGCUAUGUUCUCACAUCUUGCAUUCGUGGAAAAUGGUAAAAGACCUAAACGUAUAUCGGAGGCUGUAAAUCUAUCACGAGAUGCAUGUCAUUUGAAAUAUCUCAAUGGCGCCGCACCCGUUGUGUAUGGUCUACCUCUCACUUUUAGUAGUUGA